Argentina anserina (silverweed cinquefoil) is the source of this 949-nucleotide messenger RNA. RefSeq names its product 50S ribosomal protein L13, chloroplastic. Gene Ontology annotation, molecular function: mRNA binding; structural constituent of ribosome. The record is from RefSeq and is a predicted model, not a curated record. Gene Ontology annotation, biological process: translation; negative regulation of translation. The transcript has 4 exons. Gene Ontology annotation, cellular component: cytosolic large ribosomal subunit; ribosome. NCBI's taxonomy places the organism in Eukaryota, Viridiplantae, Streptophyta, Magnoliopsida, Rosales, Rosaceae. The coding region runs from base 58 to 828 and encodes 256 amino acids.
UCAACAACAAAGGCCAAGGCCACUCUUCCAGAGUGAGACUCCAAGAUACAAAAAAAAAUGGCUGUAUUUUCACUCUCAGCUUCAUCCUCCUCCUUCAUCGUCUCCUCCUCCUCUACCUGUUCCUCUUCCACCAAGCCACCUUUCCCAUCGUCCUCAAAGACCCUAAGCAAAACCCCCUUCAUUGGGCUCUCUGCGGUCCAAUCCCCAAAGCUGUGGCUUCCCACAACAGCCUCUCCUACUUUCAGCAAUGAAGGCAGUUCAAGACGCAGCUUUAAGGUUCACAGCACGCAGGAACUUACCCGGGUCCCUUUGGAUGAGCGAUGGAUGUGGGAAGAGGACGAAGUCGACGGCAUUGAUAUUUGGAACAAGACCUGGUAUCCGAAAGCUGCAGACCAUGUCAAUACUGACAAGCCAUGGUACAUUGUUGAUGCGACUGACAAAAUUCUUGGGAGACUAGCAUCCACAAUCGCGAUUUUCAUCCGUGGAAAAAAUUUGGCAACGUACACUCCUAGUGUUGACAUGGGUGCAUUUGUGAUUGUGGUAAAUGCAGAAAAGGUUGCUGUCUCCGGGAAGAAAAGAAAUCAAAAGCUCUACAGGAGGCAUUCUGGACGACCCGGUGGUAUGACCGUGGAGACUUUUGACCAGUUGCAGCAGCGUAUACCAGAGAGGAUUAUCGAACAUGCUGUUCGUGGUAUGCUUCCAAAGGGAAGGCUUGGUCGGCAGCUUUUUAACCACCUGAAGGUUUACAAGGGACCAGACCACCCCCAUGAAGCCCAGAUGCCGGUUGAACUUCCAAUCAGAGAUAAGAGGAUUAUGAUACAGAGAUAGAUAUAUUCGGUUUUUUGUAACCCUCAUCCUUUUCCUCAUAGUUGUACUUAUCCAACAUGAAUUGUGUACCUUGAUUUAAAUGUGCUAGCAUUAGUAUUUGGAAGGAGAAUUUGAACUGGGA